CAAUGCGGACUUCGUUGUUGCAUCUCUCUCCGUUCUUCUCUUAACGGCUAAGCCUCUCUUUCUCCUCGUAUAUAUAUGCACCUAACAUCUCACCACCAUUCUUGUGCUUGUCUUUGAUUCUUCUGCUAGCAAAAGAGAUGGAGAGAUUUUGUGCCUUCCCCUCUUCCUCUUCUUCUUCUUCUUCUUCUUCUUCUUUCUCUUCUUCCUCUGCUUCCUCUUCUUCUUCUUUGGGCAUUUGGGCUGAAAGAGGAAGAGAGAUGGGUAACUCUUCAGUCUCUUCAAUGUUUUGGAAGCUAACAUCUGCCAUAUUCACCUUCUUUUUUGCAAUGGUGGGUUCUAUUGUUGGAGCCAUAACGGGUGCAUUAGUAGGCCAGGCCACCGAGAGUGGAUUCUUCCGUGGGGCUUCUGUUGGUGCUAUUUCUGGAGCUGUUUUCUCAAUUGAUGUCUUUGAAUCAACCCUUUUUCUCUGGCGUUCUGAUGAAUCUGGGCUUUGCUGUCUCCUGUACAUGAUAGACGUCAUUUCAAGUCUUCUGAGUGGACGACUUGUUCGGGAGCAGGUUGGCCCUGUAAUGUUCAGUGCCGUACAGGCUCAGAUGAAUGCCGUUGAGAGAACCACAGAAGAGGUUUCUGACAUUUUCGCCACUGGUGGUACAAAAGGGCUGUCUGGAGAUUCAGUCAACAAACUCCCAAAGAUGAUGAUUACAACAAAAAACAUUGUCGAUGGUUCUGGUGAGGGGAUGUGCUGUUCUGUGUGCCUACAGGACUUUCAGGUUGGGGAGACGGUGCGGAAAUUGCCUCACUGUCAGCACAUCUUUCAUGUACCUUGCAUUGAUAACUGGCUCAUCAGGCAUGCUUCUUGCCCACUGUGCAGACAGGAUCUCUAGAAAACUCCUAUUGUAAAUCCUUAACCAUUGAGAUGUAUAUGAGGUUGAGAUGUACAUGACAUUGCUGAGGCAGUAGAUUGUAAGCUUUCAAUUAUUCAUCUUCUUUCUUACUCCCUUCUUUUGUAACUAAUUCUUAGGCAUGUGUUGCAAUGGAGCUGGUUCUCUCUCUCUUCUGCUGAAUAUAUGUAUAUAUUCAUGCUCA
Magnolia sinica is the source of this 1086-nucleotide messenger RNA. RefSeq names its product NEP1-interacting protein-like 1. Lineage: Eukaryota; Viridiplantae; Streptophyta; Magnoliopsida; Magnoliales; Magnoliaceae. The record is from RefSeq and is a predicted model, not a curated record. The transcript has 5 exons. Bases 138 to 884 code for a protein of 248 amino acids.